AUGAGCCAACAAUCACAGCAAGGAGGAGUUCCUCAAUACCAUGUUGGAAGGUGUAAAGAAAUUCCUUGUAACUGUCCAAACUUUCACCAAGAUAUAAAUAAUCAGAACAUAUGUGUAAACUGUAAACAUGAUAUUGUACCAGAUCGUAAUUAUCAGAAUAAGUAUUUUGAAAACCAGCGUUCAACAAUUGAAAUUCAUCCAGAUAGUCAAAACUAUAUUAAUCAGAUGCAUCAACCAGUGCGAGAACAACCACCCCCAAAUACGAUAUGGUUUUAUAAUCGCAACGAAGAUUAUUACGAGUUUACGAAUUUUAAAGAGGGGUUUCAAAUUAGCGCUUCCCUUGGGGAAAUUAGCGAGUUGCACAAGGAACUUUAUGAAGUAAAAAUAUGGCCUACAAGCGAACAUCUUUUCCAAGCUGCAAAGUUUAAGGAACAUCACCCAGAAAUCGUCGACCAAAUUAGAAGGUGUCGUUCUCCUAGGGAUGCAUUAAACCUAGCUAGAAUGAACCAGAAUUUGGUGGAUCCAAAUUGGCAGGAUAUCAACGUAAAAGUCAUGAAAUGGGUGGUAGAAAAAAAAUUUACGCAACAUCGUAUAUUAGCUGAAAGGCUGGUGUCGACAGGUGACAUGAAGCUUGUGGAGCAUACAACUAUUGAUAAAUUUUGGGGUGAUGGAGGUGAUGGGAACGGGGUUAAUUGGCUCGGACGUAUUUUAAUGGAAGUCAGAGAUGGAUUGAAAACAGGGAACCUAGAAGUUCAGUAUCCUCCAGCGUCAUCGAAUUUGCCGUAUAACGUAAAUAAUGUUGGCUUGGGACCAAACGGAUCAGAAGGCCAUAUACAACAACAACUUCCUCCGACGUUACCACCACGCAGGCCAGUAAAACGAGACCUGACUAAAUAUGAUAAAAAUCAACCUAACCAAAAUAAAAAUCAAAAUAUUCAAAAUCAGAAUCAGCAAUACAGUCAAGAUCCAAAUCAGAAUAUGCAUCCAGAAAAUUAUGUGUAUUAUGUGCCAUCAUACGGUGAUGAAAUGAUGUAG
This is a messenger RNA of Racocetra persica, 1035 nucleotides long. The record is from the annotation of a GenBank genome assembly. NCBI's taxonomy places the organism in Eukaryota, Fungi, Glomeromycota, Glomeromycetes, Diversisporales, Gigasporaceae.